Pieris brassicae (large cabbage white) is the source of this 4145-nucleotide messenger RNA. RefSeq names its product serine/threonine-protein kinase 3 (gene hpo). Gene Ontology annotation, molecular function: ATP binding; protein serine/threonine kinase activity. Lineage: Eukaryota; Metazoa; Arthropoda; Insecta; Lepidoptera; Pieridae. The record is from RefSeq and is a predicted model, not a curated record. The coding region runs from base 190 to 1749 and encodes 519 amino acids. Gene Ontology annotation, biological process: regulation of MAPK cascade; protein tetramerization; intracellular signal transduction. The transcript is spliced from 11 exons. Gene Ontology annotation, cellular component: cytoplasm.
UCAGACGAUGCGUUGCACACUGCUGAAAAGUAAAAUUUUUUGAGUUUCAUUAAAAUUAUUUAGUUAUAGCUGUAAAUAUUUAGUAUUUAUAAUUUAUAAGUACUACAACAUGAACUAAUACUUUUUCUAGUGAAAUUCAAUAUAAUGUGCUUUUAUUUGUUAUUUUUUGUUUAAUGUGAUACAUUGAAAAUGACUGAAAACUCAUCAUCGAAGAGUGAGUUAAAAAAGCUAUCGGAGGAGAGUCUCACUCGACAGCCAGAAGAAGUCUUCGAUAUUAUUUGCAAGCUUGGAGAAGGGUCCUAUGGCAGCGUUUACAAGGCGUUACACAAGGAGAGCGAGCAGGUGCUUGCUAUCAAGCAGGUGCCGGUGGACACGGACCUGCAGGAGAUCAUCAAGGAGAUCUCUAUUAUGCAGCAAUGCGACAGCCCCUACGUAGUCAAGUACUAUGGCAGUUACUUCAAGAACACGGAUUUGUGGAUUGUUAUGGAAUACUGCGGUGCCGGCUCUGUGUCAGAUAUUAUGAGGUUACGGAAGAAAACACUCUCAGAGGAUGAAAUAGCGACCAUUUUGUGUGAUACGUUGAAAGGUCUAGAGUAUCUUCACCGCCGAAGAAAGAUCCAUCGGGAUAUCAAGGCGGGAAACAUUUUACUCAACAUGGAGGGCCACGCUAAAUUGGCUGAUUUCGGUGUGGCCGGACAGUUGACGGAUACAAUGGCGAAACGUAACACAGUAAUUGGUACGCCAUUUUGGAUGGCACCGGAAGUGAUACAGGAGAUCGGAUAUGACUGCGUGGCCGAUAUCUGGUCUUUGGGUAUCACCGCUCUAGAAAUGGCCGAAGGAAAACCGCCGUACGGUGAUAUUCAUCCCAUGAGGGCUAUUUUCAUGAUACCAACCAAACCUCCACCGUCUUUCAGAGAGCCAGACAAAUGGUCCCCUGAGUUCAUAGAUUUCGUAAGUCAGUGCCUUGUGAAGAACCCCGAAGAUAGAGCCACGGCAGAAUACCUAUUGACACAUGAGUUUAUAGGUAAUGCCAAACAGCCUCACAUCCUGAGUUUGAUGAUAGCGGAAGCGAACGAAAUCCGCGAGAGUCAAGCUUACAGGACCGCCAUGAAUGCCUCCAACGCCAAGACAUUUGCGGCCAGUGGCUGCGCAGGCGGCGCUUCGUACAACUCGGACACGAUGAAGCAGGCGAGUGGGACAUUGGUUCCCGCGAGAGAUGGCACCACCGAACUCGCAGCCGGGUUGGCCACUAUGGUCAUCAAUGAACAGGACCUGGCCACUAUGAAACGCCACGAUACAGACCCAAUGGACACGAAUAAGCCGAAAUAUCGGCCAUUAUUUCUCGAGCACUUUGAGAAGAAAGAGGUCAAUCACCUCAAUAUGGCUGCACCCAAUGGGACGCUUACCGCCCAUGUACGACUGCCUGAAGCGGAUCCCAUUAGUACGCAAGUGGCAGAGGUGUGUGGCGCGGCAAGCGUGGGUGCAUUAAUCGAGUCUGGGAACUUCGAAUUCGUAAGUCAACUCCACGUCGUCACUCUAUUGCCUCUGCGCGCGCCCCUUAUCGUACCUGUCGGAGGGCGAAUUGGAGACGCUCCAAGCUCGCCUGGACGUGGAAAUGGAAGGCGAAAUCGAGCGGCUUCACGCCCUAUACGACCGCAAACGUCGGCCCAUAUUAGACGCGAUAACCCUCAAACGCAAACGUCAGCAGAACUUCUAGCCCCGCUUACUUUGUACACACGACAUCAUUGAAUGAAAAGUUUCCCAUGGGAUCAGAAUAUCUGUGUGUAUACACCCAACGGAUCGAGACUUUACAUUUUACAUUGAGGAUUUGUCGUAUUCGCUUCUGUAGAAGACAUAAAUUCGACCUCAAAGAUACCAAGACUAAAUGUAAAGUAAAUUCUCCUAAAACUGUCCGAAAGUCGUGAAAUUUCAUUCAGUGACGUCCUGCAUAUCCCCCCUCCCCCACAUUGUCUAACUGAAAUCGGAAAUCUAAUGAAUGAAGAUCCCUACUAAACUUUAUCAGAAAUCUCGCAAACGGAUUAAGAUCUUCAAUCUUUAGAUUUUGCAUUGUUUCGGUUGGUACGUUAUGAAUUAUGAUUAUCCCUGUGAAGCUUCCCUUCGGAAGUUAAUUUUUAAUUACUAUGAUCAGUUUUUUGAUGUAAACUGUCAUUUUAUAAUUCGAUGCGUUUUUUUUUAAAUAAAAAACGACCAUUGUUAUAAUUAAUUGAAUUGGUGAUUAUCUGUAUUGGUCUAAAUUGGUGCUUUUUAUAUCAUGAAGGUGCCAAACGCGAAGAAAUCUUCGUUCCUCAUUCGUACCUUUCAAAAUUAAGGCCAAAAUAUUUCGGCAAAUGCAUUUUAUGUCUCAAAGGGUUCGCCCUUAGUAUUAAUGUAGGUUAAGUUGUUACUUAGUAGAUUUUGAAUAAGGACGCCGAAACAUAUCCUCGUAGUGUCAACCUUUGUCCGCUAGAUGGCUCUGAUAACAACUUGGAAAGAGAUGGAAAAUUUUCAACGUCGAAUUCCCUUUUCCAGCUAAAUGCUAGUUUUUUCAUUCAUCGUAUUUAAGGUGCUAGAUGAUAUGUUCAAUAAUAAACGCGCUGAAUACGUUUUCUAUUUCUAGUUUGAAGAGUCGUCCUGCGGAAGAAAGGAAAAUAUACGUUUUUGUAGUAUAUUAUAGAUACAUGACAAUAUUGUAGUUUACGCGUCGGUUUUUCCCGAUUCCUAUGUAUCACUCAACUAAUUCUUUAUGAGCGUAUAUAUUAUAAAGUACGCGUGCGCCGUAUAUAUACACGUAUGAACGUACGAAUAUAUUAGUCUCAACUCCGCAGUUUAAUUGAUAACCAACUGGUUUAUAGAAAUGCUUGAAUUUCGUUUUUUUUCACAAAUAACAAGAGAUGCAAUAUGUCUCUCGCCCCAUAGAACUAAUGACUUCGUCGUGUAGUUCUACGUCCAGUUCAUAUCUAUGAUAUUUUUCAUAUAAAAUAACAUAGGAAUCGGCGAAGUAACGUUCUGCAUUGCAGUUGUUUCUUUAGUUAUUAGUUCCUUUUAUUUGGAUCUCAACGUCUCAAUUAGGGUAACGAAAGAUUCAACAUUCGUACAAUCACCGUUAUCCUAUAAGAUAUAUUAUAUGACUUCAGUAGUGGGUUGUGAGAUUCAGAAUCUAUUGUAAAAUUUAUUGCAGUUAACACACAUUAGUGUUUGAAACGAUUUUGUACAGAGAUAACUUUUUAUCGAAAAUAGUUUGAAAGCUUUGACUAGCGUAUUUUUCCCUUACAAAUCCGCUUGUACAAAAGCGCAUCACGCCUUCAAGAUUAUACGAUAAAUAGGAUAGUUAGAAGUGCCAUUAAGUGUAAAUUCAUAGUAUUUUCGUACUUUGAGCGAUAGAAAUAAUUUUAGAUGAUGUUUUCUUUAGCUGAAGUUUAGUGCCAUGCGCUUUUUCUGUUCGGAGAUCAUGUUAUUUUGAUAAAAACGUACACGAAUUGGCCUACAGUAAAAAUAUUUUUUCUAUAACUUUUACAGGGUAGUUAAAAAAACAUCAUUUUUUUUGUACGUGAUUCGCUGUUGAUCUUUGAAUUGUCAAUAACGGCGAUCUAAGUUAACCCUUAUAUCCCAUUCGAAUAUUCAUUCGGAAUCUUGAUGAUGAUCGGUGAUGCCUUGGAGUAAAACCAUUGUUACUGUGACUUGCACCGGAAACAGCUUUUUUUACAACUUUAUAUAAAAAGUAUUAAAGUUUAUAGAUUUUCUUUGGCGGCUGCAGGUCACAUCGCUUUGAAAAUUUAUUUGGUAGGUAAUAUGAAGGUGGAAACUGGCAGAUUAACACGAGAUUUUUCUAUUUUAAAUACAUUAAUUGUUAAGGAAAAUGUGAUUCUAUGUAAUCAAUGUUCUGAUGAAAUAAAAGUAGAGGUACUUGUAGGUUUAAAUAUAUUUUCAGAGUUGUAUGUAAAAAACAUUGCAUAUUAUUUUCAAUAAAAUAAAACUAAAACUUGUCUCGUGAAAGUCUUCAGUUUUAUAUCUGAAAAGAUCCGAUGAAAAUUUGUUUUAAACCAUAACUUUUCCCAGUUACACUAGUAGAAUUAGUAAUGUUCAAAUAUUAUGUUACUGCUGUAUAUUUUUGGAUGAUCGACUCACUGAUUAAAAUAUUAUUGAUA